UCUGUCUCCUUCCCCUUGGCCCUGUGGGAGUUCCUGUCGCUGCUGCUGCUGGUCACUUGAGCUGCGGCUGUGGUCUUACUCUGCCCUGGUCACCUCCCCAGUGUAUUUGGGAGUCGGGGCCUGGGCCGAACCACUACAGGCUCCUAGAAGGUGAGCACGGACGGUAUGCAAAGUUGUGAACCCAGUGGCGACAGCGCGGAUGACCCUCUCAGUCGCGGCCUGCGGAGAAGGGGACAGCCUCGUGUGGUGGUGAUCGGAGCUGGCCUGGCUGGCCUGGCCGCAGCUAGAGCACUUCUCGAGCAGGGCUUCACCGAUGUCACUGUGCUUGAGGCUUCCAGACACAUUGGGGGCCGCGUACAAAGCGUGAGACUUGGACACGCCACCUUUGAACUGGGAGCCACCUGGAUCCAUGGGUCCCAUGGGAAUCCUAUCUAUCAUCUAGCAGAAGCUAAUGGCCUUUUGGAAGAGACAACGGAUGGGGAGCGCAGCGUGGGCCGCAUCAGCCUCUACUCCAAGAAUGGCGUGGCUUGCUACCUUACCAACCGUGGCCGCCGGAUCCCCAAGGACGUGGUUGAGGAAUUCAGCGAUUUAUACAACGAGGUCUAUAACAUGACCCAGGAGUUCUUCCGGCAUGGUAAACCAGUCAAUGCUGAGAGUCAGAACAGCGUCGGGGUGUUCACCCGGGAGAAGGUGCGCAAUCGCAUCAGGGAUGACCCUGACGACACAGAGGCCACCAAGCGCCUGAAGCUCGCCAUGAUCCAGCAGUACCUGAAGGUGGAAAGCUGUGAGAGCAGUUCUCACAGCAUAGAUGAGGUGUCCCUGAGCGCCUUUGGAGAAUGGACGGAGAUCCCUGGCGCCCAUCACAUCAUCCCCUCGGGCUUCAUGCGAGUUGUGGAGCUGCUGGCUGAGGGAAUUCCCCCACAUGUCAUUCAGCUGGGGAAACCUGUCCGCUGCAUCCACUGGGACCAGGCUUCAGCUCGCCCCCGGGGUCCUGAGAUCGAGCCCUGUGGUGAGGGUCACCACAAUCACGACACUGGGGAGGGUGGCCAGAGUGGAGAGAGUCCCCAGCAGGGGCGGUGGGACAAGGAUGAGCAGUGGCCGGUGGUCGUGGAGUGUGAGGAUUGUGAGGUGAUCCCAGCGGACCACGUGAUUGUGACGGUUUCACUGGGCGUGCUCAAGCGGCAGUACACCAGUUUCUUUAGGCCAUGUCUGCCCACGGAGAAGGUGGCUGCCAUCCACCGCCUGGGCAUCGGUACCACCGACAAGAUCUUCCUUGAAUUCGAGGAGCCCUUCUGGGGCCCUGAGUGCAACAGCCUGCAGUUUGUGUGGGAGGAUGAGGCGGAGAGCUGUACCCUCACCUACCCACCUGAGCUGUGGUACCGCAAGAUCUGUGGCUUCGACGUCCUGUACCCACCGGAGCGCUAUGGCCACGUGCUGAGUGGCUGGAUCUGUGGGGAGGAGGCUCUCGUCAUGGAGAAGUGCGAUGAUGAGGCCGUGGCUGAGAUCUGCACAGAGAUGUUGCGGCAGUUCACAGGGAACCCCAAUAUACCAAAACCUCGACGAAUCCUGCGUUCGGCCUGGGGCAGCAACCCAUACUUCCGAGGUUCCUAUUCAUACACACAGGUGGGCUCCAGUGGGGCAGAUGUGGAGAAGUUGGCCAAGCCCCUACCCUACACAGAGAGCUCCAAGACAGCGCAUCCUUUGAGAAGCAGUGCCAAGGUCCAGUCCUUCAGGAGGCUUUGUGGGGGUCUCCCAGACAUUGAACCUCUUUUCUGGACUUCCAGCACCUCACCAAACACCUUUCAUCACAUACGACACUGUUUAGUAACUGGGUUUCGUGUCUGGCUUCCCCACCAGCAUGGAAGCUCCACAAAGCAGCAGCCUGGUCACCUUUUCUCAUCCAAGUGCCCAGAACAGUCCCUGGACCCUAGUAGGGGCUCCAUGAAGCCCAUGCAGGUGUUGUUCUCCGGCGAGGCCACGCACCGCAAGUACUACUCCACCACCCAUGGUGCUCUGCUCUCCGGCCAGCGUGAGGCCGCCCGUCUCAUCGAGAUGUACCGAGACCUCUUCCAGCAGGGGCCCUGAGGGUGUCCUCACUGCCAAAUGUGUUCCUUAAAGAACCACUAACUUGUGACCGCUGGUCCUUUCCCUCGCCCGUGUACUCGUAAUUGCCUAAUUGUCUCUAGAAUGAAAUUUUAUCUUUUGUAGUGGACAGUGGGCUGGCUUUGCAGACCUGGCCCUGUAGCUUUUCUUUUUCUCCAGGCUGGGUAAUGACCAGGUGGAUUUGGCUUCCUGCUCCUUCCCUUCUCCCUGCCCUCUCCAUGUUAUUGCAAGUGCCUUCAAUACUUUGCAUUUUGGGAUAAUAAAAGAAGUGACCCUU
Molecule: messenger RNA, 2380 nt
Organism: Myodes glareolus (Bank vole)
Lineage: Eukaryota; Metazoa; Chordata; Mammalia; Rodentia; Cricetidae
Source: RefSeq, a predicted model, not a curated record